Gadus morhua (Atlantic cod) is the source of this 4381-nucleotide messenger RNA. It is a transcript of the gene aftpha, whose product is annotated as aftiphilin a. The record is from RefSeq and is a predicted model, not a curated record. Gene Ontology annotation, cellular component: AP-1 adaptor complex; trans-Golgi network membrane. Gene Ontology annotation, molecular function: clathrin binding. Bases 292 to 2742 code for a protein of 816 amino acids. The transcript has 9 exons. Lineage: Eukaryota; Metazoa; Chordata; Actinopteri; Gadiformes; Gadidae. Gene Ontology annotation, biological process: intracellular transport.
CCGGAACCUGCCGAUGUCAUGUCAAAGCAAUGCAUUCUGGGUAUUCGUCGGGCGAGUUCAGGUGACUCGGGUCCUAUAGUGUUAUCUUCAGCUGGCCGACUCCACCUCAGUGGUCUUUCAUAGUUUUCAUCCUGAUUGGUGACUUUAAUCCAACGGGAGUCCGUCGGUGGACCGGGACAUGGACCUCACCGCCCCGCUCCCACGGUCAGCUCCCGCGGCUCCUCUCUAACCGGAAGCUCCGCUAGCUCCACUAGCUCCACCAGGAAUAUCCUGGAGUAACUGUUGAGAAUCAUGGAGCCAGAUGUGAUUCGGAUGUACUCCUCCUCUCCUCCCCCGCUGGAGGAUGGUGAAGAGGAAGAUGACUUUGGAGACUUUGAUGGCUUCUCCAGCGUCCCCCACAGUGUCAGCCUCACAGAGUUUGACACACCCACCACGUUCAACCAGGUCCAGGCGCUCAAUGCUACCUCCCCGCCUGAACUCCUAAAUAACGGGCGUGUGGCAGGCCACCCGAGCACCGCCGCUCCCCACACCCAGGAAGGGGACCCGGCCAAGGCCAACGGGGUCUUGUCCGGUGGCCGCCACAGCAGUUGCCCUUCGGAAAGGACGGUGGGAGAAACUAAAAAGGCUCUCUCCUGCGGUCUGCUCCCUGUGGAUUGCAACGGCGAAGGCCCGGAGGUUUUAACAAACGGGUUUAAGAUGCUCGAUGUUCAGGGAAUUCCUUCACUGCAAAAUUCUGUCAACAGCUGUAGAACCGGAGCCUCCCCAGAGGACACGGAAGCUGUCCCGCCUGAAAGCCGGGAUGACGAAUUUGCAGACUUUGCUGCUUUCGCAGAUGUUGGAGCCAGCGACAGUCCGACUGCACACACAGCAGAGGUUUCACACAGCCCGUUCGGGGGCUGCUCACUCCGGGAGGGUCCCAGCCCAGUCUACUCUAACAUAGACCAGGGAAUCACUUUAGAGGGGGACAUGGAGGAAGCACACAGAGUUGGACUGGAUGGCUCAGAAUCUGUAUCCUCUUGUGAGCUCCCAGACGUACCGUCAAGCCAGCAGCAGGGCGGUCUCUCAGAUACCAAAUCAAAACAACCGGACUGCCUUCCUGAGCACUUAAAUACAUUCUGCACUACGACAGAAAUGCUGGCUCUGAACGGAUUUUGUGAUGACAGGGCUGAAGAGACAGCGGGCAGUGGCGAAGACUGCACUCCUCAAGAAAGGACCGGCAAGGAAGAAACAACUGAACGGUCAGUGGAGGAGGCCACUGGAAACGGGACAGAGACUCGGACCUCGUUGGACCAGGACCCCCCAGAGCUGUGUGGGGACCCCAGCACUACUGGCUUGGGGCCCUCUGCCCUACCCCAGGAGGACUCUGCUGCGCCCAACCAUCACAGCCCGCCGCCAGAAGACCAGGACGUGGGUAUUAGGGGUUUUGACGAUGUUGAUGGCUUCAGUGAUCAAGACUUUGCUCAUUUUGACCAGUUAGAUGUCCAGGUGGAGCACGACCUGCCCAGCACCCAGUCGACCGCAGACCAGCAGGUCCCAGGGGACCAAGAAGACGAGGACUUUGGGGAUUUUAACACCCAAAGGUUUGAACCUGCGGGAACAGGGGAGGAGCAGGAGGAAGGGGAGGAGCCUCUUCCUCUUGAGGACAGCAACUACAACAGCAACGAUGACAAGGACAGAGGCCAGUUCACUGAGUUCCCAGGCAGCGACAGCUUCGGGAAUUUCAGCUCGGUCGCAGUGGACGUGGCGCCGCAAGCGGGUGCGGGCUGGAGCGCCUUCAGCGAGGAGGCAGGGCCGGCAGACGAGGACUCGUGGGCGGCAUUUGAUGGAGAGCAGGGCUCUACUCCAGAGGUACAGGAGGAGUGGUCCACACCCGAAGCCCCUCCCCCAACCUCAGACCACCCAAACAGCAGGACAGAGGUCCACUCUCAGGUGGCGCUCUCAGGUCGUGUGGAGAGGCUGUUUCAGCAGAGCUUCCCAGGGAACCCCGUCACCGAGGUGGAGGAGAAGGUGCCCCCCCUGAAGUGUCUCCUGGAGCCCACGGAGGAGCCGGGGGGCGCCCCCCAGGGGCCAGGAAAAGGGCCCAGGACCACACCACCCAACGGAGCGCUGCGGGCCAACGUGUGGAGGCAGCUGCUGGACAUCCACGAGGCGUUCGGGCUCAGGCACCAGUGGGGAGGUUCCCAUAGCAACAAGACGCUGCUCUGCUCCCUGGGCAUUGACACCCGGAACAUCCUCUUCACAGGCCAGAAGAAGCAGGCCAUCAUCGUCCCCAUGUAUGCUGCCAGCCUGGGCAUGUUGGAACCCACCAAAGAACCUGUGAAACCCAUCUCGGCCGCAGAGAUGAUCACCUCCAUAGCACAAGCGCCUCCGCUGGGAACAGAGAAGAGCCCCUGUCCAGACACGGCCCAGCAGGAGGCCCUCCCACCUGUCCAGUUUGACUGGAGCAGCAGUGGCCUUACAAACCCCCUGGAUGGUGUAGAUCCAGAGCUGUACGAGUUGACCACGGCAAAGCUGGAUUCGACCGGUUCCGGCCGCCGCGUGGUGGACGCCUUCGCACGCCUCAUGUCAACCAUGGAGAAGACCAGCACCUCCGCCAGGAAGCCCAAGAAGGAGGAGCACCUGAGUGCGGAGGCGGCCAAAGUGAUGGCCUCCCUGCCCGACCUGUCCUUCAUGCAGGCCAAGGUCCUGAUGUUCCCCACCACCCUCACACCCCUGGGCUGCUCCAGGGCCACACCCGACUGAGGGCCCUUCCUGUGCUCUGCACCGCCGCGCUCCUCCUCCUGCUCCUCAUCAUACUCAACCCGCUUUCCAUUUGUUAUGAGUGUGUUGUUGGUUUUGUGUCUGUUUUUCUUUGGUUAUUUUGGUGGCUGAGGUUUUGGGUUCUGAGCAACUCUAUUGCAACUUCCCCCCCCCCCCAUCUUUUUAAAUUGAUGUUGGGUUUGCGUAUUAUUAUUAAUUUUUAACUUUAAGCAGGUGAUUGGCUCCUUGCCUGGGGGGGGGGGGGGGGGAGCUAUAUUGGGGACUUGUUGCCCAACUAAAGAUAUCAAUAUCAUUUGGUCCAAUGGCAGUCAUGUUUGUGAUUGGUCAGCGAUAGGGACGUAAUCACUCAUGUACAUAGUACAUCCUGGAGCCCCAGUUCCCUUUGGAGUUAAUUUUUAUCCUUUAGAUCAUUAUUUGAGGUUUGAUUUCCUAUGUUGCUGUCUAGUGGAAGUGCAUCAGUGUCUUUUUGAAGGAAACUCGAGCUGGCAUUAUACCUGCAAAGGUUAAAUCAAAGUAAGUAAAUGUAUAGUAUAAAUAAAAUGCAUAUUUAAUAUCUAUACAUAAUAUAUAUAUAUAUUGUAUAAACUUGAAACCACACUGCCUGCGAAAUCCAGUCCAAUGUAUUUGCCUGUUGUGUUUAUGAUCUUUUAAGUUUCCUUUGUGUUUAAAGGGGACAUAUUAUACCACCAGGUGUGAGUGUGAUUAGCAGUUACAAGCCAUUUUGAAAAUUGGCAUUUUCUGACAUCACAAGUGGGCGUGUCCAACUUGAUGUGUGCUGGAUAGAUGAGCAAUGUUUGCUACAGUUCACUGGGUAGGCUGGCAGACUGAUUUAUCCAGCACAUAUCUAGGUGGAAACGCCCCCUAGUGAUGUCAGAAGACGCAGAUUUUCAAAAUGGCUUGUAAUGCCUAAUCACGCUCACACCUAUUGGUAUUAUGUCACCUUUAAGUGUUUGAUUAUGUUGACCCAGGGCUCCUAGUACACUACUAGUAAGACUAGGACUGUCCCUUUUGUCCGUCACCUUCCCCUCGUCUGCCUCAUGAAGAGGAGGCCUGCAUGGGAGGCUGCUUCUGAGACCAAGCAGAGAGGAACACUCUUCCUGUGAUUAUUGUUUUAUCUUAAUGUUUUUUGUCUGGGUGUUUGUGGUUUGGUGCUGGUGGUUGAUGAAGCAGAAUAAUGUUUUGGUAAAAUCCACUGAAACUAUCAACACCUCUCUGAGAGCUGUCGACCUGCAAGGGAAUUAAGGGACCAAUGGUUUUGCUUCAGUUAGUAUCACUGUCCAAGAUGAAGUGCAUUUAUGUUUGUUUCUCUCAUUUGCUUUGUUUGCAGCUUAUUGUUUGAUCUUAAUAUUUAGUUUUAUUUUUGUCGUACCACUGUCACCCCGUCUCUCCAGGAGGAUUUUGCACAUUGUAAAGAUGAAAUGGAUGUAAUCAUAGUCCACUGUGGCUUUAGACUGUACAGUUAAAACUAUGAACUGUAAAUGUAUGGGGAAUUUCCUAUGGAAACAUCCUCUGACUUGAAGAGCCUGUCAAAGGUCAGCGUGCAUGCCCGGCUUCUUCGAGACUUUACGUGUGUCAACUUUACAUUUAGUGUACACAAGAAAUUAAAGUAAUUUAAGAGAUA